CUUUCCCCAUAACUUUUUUAUGCCCCUGAAGGGUGGCAUAUAGUUUUUAGUAGGGAUGGCAACGGUUAAUCGGUUAACCGGUUAUGCGUUUCUUAAGGAGGUUAACUGAUUACAAAAUUAAUAUUCGGUUACUCUCGCAGAAAACGCAUUUUUUUGUUGAACGAAAUAAAUGCUCAAUUCGUUAGUUUUGUUUUACUUCAUUUCACUGUAUUGGCUAAUCCGCUGAUCUGAUCGCAAAUUAUUGGCAAUUACCACCCCGUGAUGCCCCCCUGUGGAUAUAAAAGCGAUUAGAGUUGUAAACCAACGGGGUGCAGCGGAUUCAUGAGCAGGCACACGAGCAAUUAGCACCUACUCUGCAGUGUGUUUGUUUAGCACUUUACAGUCUAUUGUGUUUCAAUUAUUCAAAUAUUGAUAAAUUUAAAUUAUAAACCGACCAAUUAGGCUUGUCAAUUAGCAUAUUUGACUGCGAUAUGUUCUUUUUUAUAAAUAGUACAUCAACGUGAAUAUUCAGUAUAAAGUCAGUCGAACUUGUUCAGAUAGCACGUAUUUAAAAAGUAAAGUGACAAUCUAUAAUCAUGCCUCUAUCAUCAGAUGCCUGGAAUUUUUUCAAACGGGCUGCUGACAAGAAAUCAGCUACAUGCAUACUAUGCCCAACGACACUGUCUUUGCAUGGGGGUACAUCCAAUCUCCGUAAUCACAUGAGAUUUAAACACCCCUCUGAAUUUCGAUGUGAGCCAUCUCCAGUAAAGCAGACAUCACUGGACUGCUAUGUAAAUACUCCGAAAAAGAUGACUGGCUCAGAAAGCGAGUCAAUUACAAGCGCUAUCGUUGACAUGGUGGUCAAGGACUAUGUUCCUCUGUCCAUAGUAGAGGCAGAGGGAUUCCGGAACUUAAUGAAGACUGCAACACCAAACUACAGCAUGCCAUCCAUGAACACCAUCCGAGCGCGCAUCAACAAACGCUAUGGGGAUGAAAAGGCCAGUCUCGUAGAGAGACUUAAGAGCAUCUCCGGAGCGGCGAUCACAACUGACACGUGGACGUCAACGUCGUGUGAAAGUUUCAUCACCGUCACGGAACACCAUAUAACAGAUGGCUGGGAGAUGGAUGCCAACGUGCUGCUGACAAGAGCUAUGCCAGAACGCCACACGGGAACUAAUCUAGCCAACAGACUCAAAGAGUGUGUGUCCGAAUUUGAAUUGACUGGCAAAAUAAACGCGUGUGUUCACGACAAUGCCCGCAACAUGGAAGCUGCAGGUGCCAUAUGUGAGGAAUGGACUGACAUUGGGUGUUUUGAACACACAUUCCAACUGUGUAUCAAACCUGUUUUUGAUAUACCGCGAUGUAUCCAAGACUGUAUCCAGAUGCCGGAAACUAGUUGGGCAUUUUAAGCACUCCACCACAGUCACCGCAGAGUUUCGACGAAGACAGCCACUCCUCAAUGUACCACAGCAUGAACUUGUGCAGGAUGUAAUCACACGUUGGAAUUCAACGCUGGCAAUGCUAGAGAGAUUGUAUGAGCAGCGGCGCGUUAUUAUGGACAUAAUGCUGGACGAAAACGUCACCAAAAAGGCUGGAACCGGUAUGCUCUUGAAAGAUGAGGAAUGGGACACUAUCCGUGAUUUGUCAGUGUUGCUAAAGCACUUUGCAGACACAACGACAUACUUAUGUGAAGAACGUGAUGUGUCUUGCUCUGAUACAUAACCUAUUGUAUGUUCGCUAUUGAGCACUGUCCUGCCACCAACUGCAGAAGAGAGCACCACGGUCAAGAAGGCGAAGGAGUUAUUGCGUGAGCAGCUCAUUACGAGGUUUCAGCCAUACUCUCAGAAAACUGCCACCUCACUGCUAAUUCUAGCGUCACUCCUCGACAUCCGCCACAAAACACUUGGGUUCCUUGAAAGUGACAUGAAGAAUGCAGCAAUCGAGGCGCUAGAAAAUCUUUUAGACGAACUACCCCUCAAGACGCACACAGAAAACAGUGCCGAAUGUAAACCUGCCCCAUCGAAACGCCGGAAGCUGGCAUUCAUGAUUGCCAAUCCUGCCAAGAAACAGACGGAUGAGCUAAAGUCAUACCUCCUUGAACCACAAGAUGAAGAAGGCGACCCACUCGACUGGUGGAAAGCGAAUGAAAAUCGGUUCCCAAGAAUAGCCCUAAUCGUGAAGAAGAUUCUUGCUAUUCCCGCUACAUCCGUCCCAUCUGAGCGUAUCUUCUCAACACGCUACGAAACAGGCUAGCCGCAGAUCUCGUAGACCACAUCAUAUUUUUUAACAAGAACGUUGUGCCAGCAUACAGUGACGAGUGUAAGGACAUGUGAGUUAUAAAGGUGGUAAAGGAUUCAUGUUGUGUUAUAUGCCUGUUGUUGUUGUUUUAUCCAGAACUUUGUUCGCAAUACUUGCAUAUUAUUUUGGUGUAUGCUUUCAUAUUCACUUUCAUGCAAUAAAUUGUAAUGAUUAACAUUCAAACAUGUGAACUACGAUUAAUUAUGAUGAAUCAAAUGAAAAAAAAAAACAUGAACAUUUGUGUUUGUUUGUUGUCUUUAUUGCAUUAACACAUGAUGUGUCACAAUUAACACGUGCCGUGAAGUAUGCCAUUGUUUUGACUACCAUUUCUUGAUAAAAUCAAUAAAGCGUGACACUGAUUACACCCGAUCACUGUUGUUUUAACAACUAUUGCAAACUUUUACGCUUUGCCCGUUGCAAAAUAUAUUUACGCUAAUUGACAAUUGUUAUUAAUCGGCACACUGUUAAUGCAUGUAAUUCUUAAAGAAUAAUGGGUGUUAAUAAAACACAACACAAUUCAAAUUCUGCACUAGCUUUUAUUGAUCGAGAUGUAGAACAAUAAUUAUGUGUAAAUGACAUGAAGCUAAUAUUACAACAAAGAAAUAUCACAGUUCACCGACUAGCAUAUAAAAAAAUUGUUUAUAAACUCGUACGUUUUUCGGAUGUUGUUUUUUAUGUGGUACAAAGACAGGCGGUUGACCGGUUAACCGCUCGAAUAUCAAAACAGGUUAACCGGUUACGGAUUUGCCUAGGUUUGCCAUCCCUAGUUUUUAGCGAGGCUGUUUUAGGAGAAAACCCGAGGUAUUGUCAUAGCCUGCUUGUUGUCCGCCGUCCGCCGGCGUCGUGAUAAGACCUUUACAUUGGCUCUAAAAUCAAAGUGCUUCCACCUACAACUUUGAAACUUCAUAUGUAGAUGCACCUUGAUGAGUUCUACAUGCCACACCCAUUUUGGGUCACUAGGUCAAAUGUCAAGGUCACUGCGACCUCAAAAAAAAAUUUUAACAAGCUUUUGCAGCCAAGCGUGGCACCUGUUAUGCGGUGCUCUUGUUGAACUGUCCGUCUGUCUGUUGGUCAGUCUGUCUGUUCGUCCGUCAGUCUGUCCGUCCGUCCGUCCGAAAACUUUAACAUUGCCCAUAACUUUUGCAAUAUUGAAGAUAGCAACUUGAUAUUUGGCAUGCAUGUGUAUGUAUUAAGGUUAAGGUCAAGGUCAUCCUUCAACUGAAAGGUUAAGGUCAAAGGUCAAAUUUUGCAAUAUUGAAGAUGGUAACUUGAUAUUUGGCAUGCAUGUGUAUCUCAUGGAGCUGCACAUUUUGAGUGGUGAAAGGUCAAGGUCAUCCUUCAAGGUCAAGUAUAUGGGUCAAAAUUGCGCAUGUAAUGUCACUUCUGCAAUAUUGAAGCUAGCAAUUUUAUAUUUGAAAUGCGUGUGUAUCUCAAGGAGCUGCACAUUUUGAGUGGUGAAGGGUCAAGGUCAAGGUCAUCCUACAAGGUCAAACAUCAUAUAGGGGGACAUUGUGUUUCUCAAACACAUCUUGUUUAUAAAAGAAAUUUUAUCAUGUUAUUACUUAUCAGUUGUUCGUAAAAAAGGUGGUUAUGUGAA
Dreissena polymorpha is the source of this 3874-nucleotide messenger RNA. Its product is annotated as E3 SUMO-protein ligase ZBED1-like. The record is from RefSeq and is a predicted model, not a curated record. Lineage: Eukaryota; Metazoa; Mollusca; Bivalvia; Myida; Dreissenidae. The transcript is spliced from 2 exons. Bases 576 to 1388 code for a protein of 270 amino acids. Gene Ontology annotation, molecular function: DNA binding.